AUGGAAAUGGUGGAGGGGGAGGACGCGGCGGCGGCGGCAAGCGCGUGGCCUGGUUCCUCCCGCCGGAGCCACCUCCUCCAGUUCCUGCUCCACGCCUCCAACCGGCUCGACCUCCGGCCCAUCGUCAAGUACUCCGCGCUCUCGUUCUUCGAUGGGUGCUUCCUCCCCGCGCUUCCGAGGAAGAUGGGGUUCUGCGGCGCACGAAGUGAACGGGCCGUCAGGUUGUGGCUGAUCGAGCCCCUCGGGGACAGCAACCUGGAGCUCUUCGCGCUCGUCGCGGUGUGGAUCGCCAGCAAGAUCCAUGAGAUGAGGCCACUGUCUGUGAAGAGCCUCAAGGCGCUCAGCGACCGCAUCAUCGCCGACCAGCAUUUCACAUGCCGUGAUUUCGCGGAUGCUGUGAGUUCAUGGUGCAUUGUUCUCUUUCAUUUCGGCUCCUGA
This is a messenger RNA of Triticum turgidum subsp. durum (durum wheat), 438 nucleotides long. The record is from the annotation of a GenBank genome assembly. Lineage: Eukaryota; Viridiplantae; Streptophyta; Magnoliopsida; Poales; Poaceae.